Carassius gibelio (silver crucian carp) is the source of this 4854-nucleotide messenger RNA. RefSeq names its product apical junction component 1 homolog. NCBI's taxonomy places the organism in Eukaryota, Metazoa, Chordata, Actinopteri, Cypriniformes, Cyprinidae. Gene Ontology annotation, cellular component: plasma membrane; apical junction complex. The transcript is spliced from 2 exons. Gene Ontology annotation, biological process: cell-cell junction organization. The record is from RefSeq and is a predicted model, not a curated record. Bases 207 to 3464 code for a protein of 1085 amino acids.
ACGCAAGGCGUGAGGGAUGCGGUCACACCCCCUCGUCUUGUCUCUGUACGCCCCCGAGACCCGUGGGCGAACAACAAUACUUAAGGAGUUAGAUGCAGCCCACCUUAAAGCAUUUAAUAUGAUAUAGAGACCAUAUAAUCUCUAAAGGAACAGUCAGUGAUACAUGAGUCCACAGAUUAUCAGCAUCUUGAGGAUCUUAACUAUGGAUGAAGAAGGAGACACCAACUGAGGGGGAGAAUAACAGGGGUCCAUUUAAGAUGACACGGACGGAUCCCCCUGACAUAUUAACAUCAACUUUGUAUCGAGACAUAAAAAUUGGUCGUAACUGUGGGCUCUCAAAGUAUUCUGGAUCUUCUAAGCAAUGUGAUUCCCAAAUGGUUGGCCCACUGGAUCAAAACUUUGAAACCAUUAACAAAAGACAUUGCCGUAGCUUUGACUUUAUUGAGUCAUUGGAUGACCCAAAGGACUUUUCCUCGUCCAUGGAGUAUCCUUACAGGUCUGAUCAGAAAACAGUAAGUAAGGAUGCAGUCUGGAAUGGCAUUGGACAGCAGGGACAUUUACGUUUUUCCUCACCAGAUCUGUUCAACUCACGACUCAGCCAUCAACAAAUUAGCACAGACAAAACCAAUGAGGCAGCAAGGACUAGUGUUCAUGGCAAGCCUCGCUCAAAAAGUGCUCCAAGGGUUCGAGCCACCCUGACUCCUGUACCCAUCACAGUCUCUCCACCUGCAACCAAGAGGCGUCAAUCUCCAGUGGACCCCCAGAAGAGAUCUGAAUGUUUGCCAAAUCGAGAAGCCUCCCGUUCAACCAGGGCUUUAGUGAAUGAGGUUCAUCCAAUCAAGUUACAACCCCACACACCCCUCUAUGUUUCUGAUUGUUUUGAGGAGAGCAGAGAGGAGAAACAAGCAAACACUCCCCACGUUAGGUGCCGUGUUGAUAUUAAGCCAGAUGCCUCAGUUCUCCAGCACACUGCACAGAAGAUGCCUACUCACAGAAGUAAUGUUCCCUGGCAGCUUUCCUCAACAUCAGGGAUCAGGAAUGUCUCAUUUUCAAGUCAGAUAUACACUUCUAGAACACCUACUCCCAGUGAGUGUUACAACGUGGACUACAGGCAAGCUUAUCAAUAUCCCAACAGCUCCCAUCAGUCUGGUAGUUACAUUCAAACUGGAGAGAACCCUUUUGGAAUGACUUCUCCUAGAGACACAAGGGACUACAGAACCUUGUCUAAUCCCAACAUCCCAACCAAGUUCUUCUACACGGAUGAUCCCUGCAGGUAUCCAGUUCACCCACCUAGUAGGAAAUAUUAUCAGGAUGACCAGUACAGUAUUAACAGCAGCAACAGCCAAAAUCCAUCCAUCAGUAGUCAGUAUAUACAUGACCCAAGGACUCGGUGGGUUCAUACUUUGCCUGUGCGUUCAUACUAUGCAGAUUCCCAUCGUGAACCCUUGGAUCCAUUCUACAGUAGACCGUAUUCAGUGAGUGAGCCAGGGCCAUACUUCAUAUCCACCCCUCAGAAUGAAACAUACUUUCAGGAGGAUCCAAGAGUAUAUGCCUUUCCCUCUGAGCCCUCAAGGAUGUUUUAUACAAAGCCUUGCCAUUACCCAGCAGACAAUCCUAUGAGAGCAUAUCAUACGGAGGGGCGGCGACCACGUAUGUCCCAGGCCUUUUCUGAUGACUGGAACCGGUCAAGCAUUGCUACAUAUUCCAGUCAGUAUGCAUCCUCACAGGCUACUCCACAGCGAGUGCCAUCAAUAAGCCCAUGGUAUCAUAAUGACUUUACUGAGCCAAGUCAUUUAAGAGCAGAUGUCCGGAACUACUCAAAAUCCUGGGACAACAUUAUUACCCCUCAUAUGGACAGAGAACAUGGCAUUUCACGAGGCAGGAGUUACGAGAACCUUUUCCAUCAUGGAAGGCCAGGAGUUCCCUCGGAUAAAAGUCAACAACCAAUUAUUGUGAACCUUUCUAGUUCGCCGAGACGAUAUGCUGCCUUGUCCCUCUCUGAAAACUGUCUAGAAAACUGUGCUGGUGAAAGAAAAAACAGUGUGAGGGGGCAAUGGUUUGUAACCCCAGAGAUUACAAUUACUGACAAUGACAUUCGUGCAGCAAAUAACAACAAGAGAGAUGGAGGAACUAGCAGCUGGAACAUCCAAAAUACAGCGGGAUGUCAAACUGCGAACUUGAACAACUUAAAAGGACCAGCAAACCCACCAGAAUCCACAGAGAGAAAGAACAAUAAUUACUCCCUGCAGCAAAGCCUUGAACAGCUUGAUGAGCUGCUAGCUGACCUAGUCAUCGAUUAUAAGCCUCAAAAUAGCAGGAGACCUAGUAAGGAUCGGAUAGACCAACUCAAACAAUUGAUUCAGAAUGAUGAGACCAAAGAAGGGAAGCGGGACAUAGAUCAAGAGGAUUCAGGAGUUUUGAACACACAAACGGACUCUUCAAAGACCAGCCCAGACACAUUUAAAGACCCAGACAGUGGUUGUGAGGGUUUUCAGAGGAGUGUUGAGGAUGUUUCUUUGAACCAUAUUACAGAGGAGGAUGACACUAUGGUGUGCUCCAACAGGAAAUGCUUACGCAAAGACACUACAUUCAAUGCUUGCUUGUACUUCAAGUCCUGCCACAGUUGUUAUACUUACUACUGCUCCAGGAACUGUAGGCGAGAAGACUGGGACAUUCAUAAAGAGAACUGUCUUUAUGGCCGCAUUAGUAGUGUUUGCAGGCACAUACUAAAACAUUGUCGAGAGAACUUUGAUGUACAUAAAGACUUUUCACGCAUUGCUAGGGUAGGGUAUCUGUCCCGUGGAAGAGGUGUACUGUUCUUGGGUUUUCCAAACCCUGGGUGUGCAGAUGACUUUAUUCAAGUUGGUCUUGACAGCCUUACUAUCUCUCCAACAUAUCUAUCCCUUCGAGAGUUAGACAGUUUCAAAGACAACCUUGGGCAGUACUACAAAGAGUUGCAGAUUGCAGGCAAGGAAUAUGACCCAACUGAAUGUUUCGUCCUGAAUGUAUCCAUUGCUGUUGGAGACCUAGUGCCUAAACUUCCUUCUCCCAAAUUACAAAUGCCAACAGUUCGCAAGUAUGCUAAGGUGUCAUUGGCCUCCUCAAGCCCAGAUAAGAAAAUAUUUAAGAAAGAAUGUGAAAUGGAGACUCUGAUUCUCACCCCACCCCCUGGGACAUCUGACCUUGACAAGGAAGGCCAAGAGGGCAGGAAAGCAAGAGAGAUUUGUUUCAUAAACAUUCAAAGAGAGCUUCGUACCCGGGGCGUAUUCCUUCGCCAUGAGUUUCCAAAAAUAUACAACCAGCUUUGUGAGUUUGUUGAGAGCAACAAAAGGUUUACCCCCACCACCAUCUAUCCCACUGACAAGAGAACCAGAAAGCAGUUCAUGUGUAUGAUCAUGGCAGCAUCUGAACCAAGGAUGCUUGACUGGGUUGGUGCACCACACCUUCUAGAUGACAUAAUUUAAUCCUAUGCAUCAAUAUAAUCAAGCUUUUUAAUAGUGAGACUAUAUUUAUUGUUUUUCUGUAUGGCACUAAAAACUAUAAUUAAUACAAGUUGCUUAAGGAAUAAAAAAAGCUAUUUACAGUACUUAUUAGAAGAUACAAGCACAUAUGCUUUAUCUUAAAAUCUGUUUACACAGAAUCAAGAUUUUUUUUUGCAUUUUCUGUGCUGAUAUUUGGGACAAAAUCUUUCUGCAGAAUGGAUUUAAACACUGUAAAAUCUGUUUAAUGGAGAUGAGAGCAAUGUACUCAUAGGCAAACAUCAAAAUAAGCUAAGUAUAAUAAACUCAAGGAGAGGAAGAUGUACAAAACUUUGUUAAAUGACAGAUGUUUCAAUUCUGUGGAAGUUGUUUAACUUUCUGUGAAUUAUGUGUGGGCCUGUUUAUAGCUAUAUUUCUUGUGCUAGUAUGUUGCAGUGAGGAUAUAACAACUAGGAAACUUUGGAGACCCCCUGGCAAUACAAUACAAUAUUGUCUAAAAGUCAUUGUCUUUAGCCCCUUGGGAGGAUAAAUAUGCACUUGCAUGGAGAAUGCAUGCUGGCAAGGAAAAAUGCAAAUUCACUUUAAAUUUUGCAGUGGUUUGUCAGUUUUUUUUUUUUAAUAAAUUGUAGUCAUAGAUAAUGAUCUGUAUGGCAGACAAAAGCAAAUGUUAGGUAAUGUAUUUUUUUAGACAAAUUCAAAUAAACUGCUUGGAAGAUUUCACAGUAUUGUACAUGGCAACUGCUUUCUGCAUUGUAUUAAUAUCUAUUCACAUUGUUAAAUCGGCUGAAAAUGUAACUAACUUUAUAUGACAGGAAAACUUUUAUCUUUGAGUUAUGCACAUUUUCAUUAUAUACAAAUGAGAUUACUUACUAAUUUAUUCAUCUGACAUGAAGGUUAUUAUCUGUAUUAUUUGAGUGUUUUAAUUUUUUAUUAUCUCAUGGUGUUUCAAUUGAAACACUUAUUGAAAUGUUAAAAAUCAUAAACAUUUAUAUAAAAUAUGCUAGUCUUAUUUUAAUCAUUUAUAAUGACUGACAAAACUUAGAUGCUUAUAUUUGAAAAGUAAUAUUUCAAUAACAAAAUAUAAAAUUUAAAAAAGAUUUAAACAACUGUGUAUAACACCAUUGUAUGCAGGACUGUGUUAGAUAUAGCACUUUAUAAAAAUCUGCUGAGGGAAAACAUAUUUAUGAACAAACCAUUUAGGUAAUGUUAUCAAUAGCAUGCACACAAAACCUUAAAAGACAGUGUUACUGUGUUUAUUUCUGUUGCCAUUUUUAUGCCAUUUAUUUAUUUACACUGUUCAUUACCUGUUGUGUUCUGUUGACAAGUGUUGCUUUAUUUCUGUAAAAUGCUCAAUAAAUGAAACACCCCGCAAGUC